This is a messenger RNA of Linum trigynum, 841 nucleotides long. Lineage: Eukaryota; Viridiplantae; Streptophyta; Magnoliopsida; Malpighiales; Linaceae. The record is from the annotation of a GenBank genome assembly.
UUUCUCCAGCGACCACUUCGCAUCGACGGACAGACUAUUUCUCCGGCGAAUUCUCUCCUACAGACUCCCUCCGGCAACGUGAAAAAAUGUACAGUUGCGUUAAAAAGUGCACCAAUCCAUUAGUCUACUGGUAAUUAAUAUACCAGUGCUAGUGGUGCGCUACCAGUACAACGCUACCACUACCAUAUUGUAUCGUACCACUAGCACUGGUAGCGCUACCACUAGCAUUGGUAGCGGUACUAGUAGAGAAUAACACAAAAAAACAGAUGAUAGUGGUACCAGAUGAUAGUGGUACGCUACUACUAUUAGCUACCUUAUGGUAGUGGUAGGUACCGCUAUCACUGGUACGCUACUAGAAGAAAAAUGGUACCACUAAAAAACCAGAUCUAGAAAAGGGGAGUCGGUGAUGGGAGAGAGGUAGGGGAAGAUGGUGACCUCGCGACGGCGGCAGUGGUGGGGGACGAAAGGGCGGCGAGAGGGCUCCGACGGGGAGAUGAUGAUUGUGUCGCGGUGGUGGGAGGCGGACGUUGCGACGGGCCGGCGGGAGAGAUUUGCAACAACAGGGUGUGGAGGGAGGCUGAGGAUGGCGGAGACGACGGCGGUUGAAGGCUCGACAGGCGGCUGCAGGAGACAGGGGCGCCGACGCCAGCGGUGGAGGGCUGUGACGGCAGAGGGCUCUGCGAGAGAGAGGGAGGAGAGACGGUGAUGGCUACGGGAGAGAGGGAGGAGAGAGAGAGGGAGGAUGGAGGAGUUAGGGUUUUUUUUUUCUUUUUAUAUGGUAGGGUGAAUGAUUGGGUGUGGUAAAUUUUUACCCUUUCAAAAAUAACCUUCCUUUAAUCUU